GUGCCGGUGGGCGGCCGAGGAGGAGGAGGAAGGACGGGCUGCCGUGGAGCAGGCCGCCGGUCGUCGCCAGCCCCGCCGCACAGCCGCCGCCGCCGCCGCUGCCCAUCGCGGAGUCCGGAGGGCUCCAGCGCCAGCCGCCCCAGCCAGCCCGCCGGCCCGCAGCCAGCCUCCUUCCCGGCCCCCGCAGGAGAGAGGUUCUUUAGGAAGAGAGUUUGGACGGCAUGCAAAGUGGUGAUACAUCGGAAGAGAGUACGGAUGACCCCCUUAGUAGUAGGCCACGAGGAGCACGACAGCCGCGAAUAGUAGUGAUCGGGGCGGGCCUUGCUGGCCUCUCGGCAGCCAAAACUCUCCUAGCAAACGGCUUCACGGAUGUGACGGUCCUUGAAGCGUCGGAUCGAAUCGGAGGCAGAGUCCAAAGCGUGAGACUCGCGAACGCAACUUUUGAACUGGGAGCGACGUGGAUCCACGGUUCGAAUGGAAAUCCCGUCUAUCAUCUAGCAGAAGAUAAUGGCUUACUCGAAGAGACAACCGACGAUGAGCGGAGCGUGGGUCGCAUCAGCCUCUACUCCAGGAAUGGGGUGGCCUAUCACCUCACCAGCAGCGGGCAGAGGAUCCCGAAAGACGUGGUUGAAGAAUUCAGUGAUUUAUACAACGAGGUCUAUAACCUGACUCAGGAGUUUUUCCAGAAUGGUAAACCAGUCAAUGCCGACAGCCAAAAUAGCGUGGGGAUCUUCACGCGAGAUGUCGUGCGCAAACGCAUCAAGGCCGAUCCAGACGAGUCGGAGACGGUCAAGAAGCUGAAGCUUGCCAUGAUCCAACAAUACCUGAAACAGGUGGAAAGUUGUGAGAGUAGUUCUCACAGCAUGGAUGAAGUUUCUCUCAGUGAAUUUGGGGAGUGGACCGAGAUCCCCGGAGCCCACCACAUCAUCCCUUGCGGCUUUAUGAAAAUCGUGGAGAUCCUGUCCCGGUCUAUCCCGGAGUCGGUCAUCCAUCUGAACAAGCCGGUCAAGUGUAUCCACUGGAACCAGUCCAUCAGCAAGGAGAUCGAGCAAGUGGCCGACCACAACGAAGACCGCCUGGAAGACAACGCAGGGUACAGCGUCCUGCUGGAGUGCGAAGACUGUGAGUUCAUCUUGGCCGACCACGUCAUCGUGACGGUGUCUUUGGGGGUCCUGAAAAAGCGCCACGAAGACAUGUUCUACCCGCCGUUGCCUGACGAGAAGGUGCUGGCUAUCCAGAAGCUGGGCAUUAGCACCACCGAUAAGAUCUUCCUGGAAUUUGAGGCGCCCUUCUGGAGCCCGGAAUGCAACAGCUUUCAGUUCGUCUGGGAAGACGAGGCCGAAGCUGAGAGCCUCACCUACCCGGAGGAGCUGUGGUACAAGAAGAUCUGCAGCUUUGACGUCCUCUACCCGCCAGAGCGUUACGGCCACGUCCUGAGCGGCUGGAUCUGUGGCGAGGAGGCCCUCAUCAUGGAGAAGUACGACGACGAAACCGUCGCGGAGAUCUGCACCGAGAUGCUUCGCAAGUUUACAGGGAAUCCAGACAUUCCGAAACCUCGGCGGAUCCUUCGAUCCUCUUGGGGCAGCAACCCCUAUAUCCGCGGCUCUUACUCCUACACGCAGGUAGGGUCGAGCGGAGCAGAUGUGGAGAAACUUGCGAAACCCUUGCCUUACACAGAGAGUUCCAAAACAGUGCCUCUGCAGGUGAUGUUUUCGGGCGAGGCGACGCACAGGAAGUACUACUCCACUACCCAUGGUGCUUUGCUGUCAGGCCAGAGAGAGGCGACCCGUCUGACCGAAAUGUACCAAGAUCUUCUCUCCUGCAAGAAUUGAGACGGUCGGGGGACUGGCAGAAGACCUUUUCCACUCUGAAUUCCUUUUUACUGUUGGGCAUCUUAAACCAAAACUUUUUCUUUCUUUCUUUCUUUCUUUCUUUCUUUCUUUCUUUCUUUCUUUCUUUCUUUCUUUCUUUCUUUCUUUCUUUCUUUCUUUCUUUCUUUCUUUCUUUCUUUCUUUUCUU
Molecule: messenger RNA, 2019 nt
Organism: Crotalus tigris (Tiger rattlesnake)
Lineage: Eukaryota; Metazoa; Chordata; Lepidosauria; Squamata; Viperidae
Gene: SMOX
Product: spermine oxidase
Exons: 7
Coding region: 222-1832 (536 amino acids)
Molecular function (GO): polyamine oxidase activity
Source: RefSeq, a predicted model, not a curated record